AACAAUUUCAUCAACCUCAGCUUUCUCCGCCUCUUCCGUGCUGCCCGGCUCAUCAAGCUGCUGCACCGAGGCUACACCAUCCGCAUCCUGCUGUGGACCUUCGUCCAGUCCUUCAAGGCCCUGCCCUACAUGUGUCUGCUCAUCACCAUACUGUUCUUCAUCUACGCCACCAUCGGCAUGCAGGUUUUUGGAAAUAUUGCCCUGGAUGAUGACACCAGCAUCAACCGGCGCAAUACCUUCAGGACGUUUUUGCAAGCCUUGAUGCUGCUGUUCAG
Molecule: messenger RNA, 275 nt
Organism: Callorhinus ursinus (northern fur seal)
Lineage: Eukaryota; Metazoa; Chordata; Mammalia; Carnivora; Otariidae
Source: RefSeq, a predicted model, not a curated record